Vanderwaltozyma polyspora DSM 70294 is the source of this 1611-nucleotide messenger RNA. It is a transcript of the gene PET112, whose product is annotated as glutamyl-tRNA(Gln) amidotransferase subunit PET112. Lineage: Eukaryota; Fungi; Ascomycota; Saccharomycetes; Saccharomycetales; Saccharomycetaceae. The transcript has a single exon. Gene Ontology annotation, biological process: glutaminyl-tRNAGln biosynthesis via transamidation; mitochondrial translation. Gene Ontology annotation, molecular function: glutaminyl-tRNA synthase (glutamine-hydrolyzing) activity. The coding region runs from base 1 to 1611 and encodes 536 amino acids. The record is from RefSeq and is a predicted model, not a curated record.
AUGUUAAAAGUUUCAAAAAGGUAUUACGGAUUCCAAUCUAAAUCGCCAUUUCAAUUGCUACCAGACUUUAGAUUAAAAUGUGGACUGGAGAUCCACACUCAAUUGAAUACUAAGUUUAAAUUGUUUUCAUUCUCUACGAACGAUCCGUUCCAUUCUAUUGAUUCCCCAAAUUCUAAUGUUUCAUUCUUUGAUGCUGCAUUACCUGGUACCCAACCUAUUUUAAAUUAUGAAGCUGUAAUUGAUGCAAUCAAAUUGUCAUUAGCAUUAAAUUGUGAUAUUAAUGCGAAUUCACAGUUCGAUAGAAAACACUAUUUUUAUGGAGACCAGCCUUUAGGUUAUCAAAUAACUCAACAUUAUUCACCGAUAUCUUCAAAUGGUAAAUUAUCAUUAUUUGAAAAUAUAGAUAAUAUUGAUCAAUCUCAGAAGGAUAUAGGAAUCAUUCAACUUCAGAUCGAACAAGAUACUGGUAAAUCUAUGUAUGAUGAUUCAAAGCAUUUUACUCGUAUUGACCUGAAUAGAUCAAACGUACCUUUGAUUGAAAUGGUUACGAAACCUGAUUUUACAGAUUUAAAACAAGUACGUUCAUUUAUUAAAAAAUAUCAAAACUUAGUUCGCCAUCUAAAGAUAUCUUCUGGUGAUCUUGAGACUGGUGCAAUGCGUGUAGAUGUGAACUUAUCAAUUAAUGAUUAUGCAAGAGUUGAAUUAAAAAAUUUACCAAAUACAAGUUCCAUAGUGAAUGCGAUCAAAUAUGAAUAUAAUAGGCAAGUUGAGAUAAUUAAGAAUGGAAGCGCUGACGAAUUGCUUACUUCUCCUGAAACAAGAAGUUGGACAGGUGUGAAAACUGUGAAAUUAAGAAGUAAAGAAACAACAAUUGAUUACAGAUAUUUACCAGAUCCCGAAUUACCCAGGGUCAUCCUUGAUAAUGAUGUCAUUACAAAUAUAUCCAAUAGUAUACCAACUUUACCGGAUGAAUUACUCUCAAGAUUGAUAUCAAAGCCUUACAAUUUAUCAAUGAAGGAUGCUAAAAUUUUAGUAUUGAAUAGUAACGGCCAAAAUGAAAUGUACACUCAGGAAGAAUUACAAAAUUUUUAUUUGAAAGUAUUUGACUGUUAUUACAAUGUAGUUGGUGAAAAACUAAAUCAUAAAUUGCCUGUGAAUUGGAUCAUUCAUGAAUUGAUAGGUAGCUUGAAUAAACUUGAGUUACCAUUAUCUAAGGUUCUACCUAAAUUGUCACCAGAGAAAUUUUCAGAAUUUAUAGUCCUAAUACACAAUAAGGAAAUAUCAAAUACUAGUGCCAAACUAUUACUUUUCCAUGUUCUAAAUCAAAUUAAAGAAAAUGAUCAUUCUAUUAGGGAAAUAAACUUUGAUUCUUUAAUUGAAGAAUUUGAAUUAAAACCAGCAACGAAUGCUAGUAAAGUUGACCUUACUGAAUUAUGUCAAACAAUAAUUACAGAAUUAAAUAAUGAAAAAUUGUUGAACGAUAUUAUAUCUGGUAAAAAGAAGAAUUCAAUACAAUAUUUGGUUGGGUUAGGUAUGAGAGCAUCACAAGGGACAUUGUCACCUCAAUCCCUAGAAGAAACAUUUAAAAAAAUAUUACAAGUGAAAUGGUAA